Magallana angulata is the source of this 2449-nucleotide messenger RNA. Its product is annotated as probable peroxisomal membrane protein PEX13. The record is from RefSeq and is a predicted model, not a curated record. Gene Ontology annotation, cellular component: peroxisomal importomer complex; peroxisomal membrane; peroxisome. Gene Ontology annotation, molecular function: protein binding. Lineage: Eukaryota; Metazoa; Mollusca; Bivalvia; Ostreida; Ostreidae. Gene Ontology annotation, biological process: protein import into peroxisome matrix, docking.
AUGACUCGAAAUAUUUCUGUACGAGCUACCAAUAACAAACGGAAGUUCAUGGCUGCUCCAACAAAACCAUGGGAAAGAGCAGGGAUAAACUAUCAAAAUUCUGGAAGCUUACCAGCAAAUAACAUGUCAGGUCCUCCUAUAGGAGGUACAGAGAGCCUGCCACCAUGCUGUGUCCCAGGUGCAUCAGGCCCGGGGAAUCCUCCCCCGAUACCCUCCCGUCCGACACAAACUGGCAUGGGAAGUCGCUUAUCAUCACCAUACGGGGGAUACAGUAGUUAUUCUCCCUAUAGUAGUUAUGGAGGAAUGGGCGGAUAUGGCUACAGUCCUUACAGCAGUUAUGGAUCUAUGGGUUAUGGGGGAAUGGGGGGAUAUAACAGAAUGGGUUAUGGUGAUGAUUUCAAUCAAAACAGCAUUGCCAGACUGGCAGAGGAAAGCUCUAGGCCUGCAUUCCAGUCCAUUGAAAGUAUAGUCAAUGCCUUCACCUCUGUUAGCAUGAUGUUGGAUUCCACAUUUCAGGCCAUGUACAACUCGUUCCGAGCAGUUGUAGGUGUCGCUGACAAUUUCACUCGCCUUAAAUCCCAGAUUGGUCAAGUAUUGUCGGCUUUUGCAGUUUUUCGAUUUCUGAAGUAUCUAUACCGUAAACUAUUGGUGUUGUUACGACUGAGGCCCCAAGGUUAUGCGGAAGAAGCUUGGUCAAAGGCAUCUGAUGUGUUAAGUCAGCUUCCUGAUGAAGGGGGAGCUCCCAAGAAGAGCACAUGGCCUAUAAUGCUGUUCUUUGGAGUCAUUAUGGGAGGACCCUGGCUCAUCUGGAGGAUGAUAUCCAGCUUGAGUGGACCUUCUGUGAAAGCCUGGGCUUCUGGAGAAGAUGACCAUUUUGUUGCCAGGGCAGAGUAUGAUUUUAAUGGGAACAGUGAGGAAGAGCUUUCUUUCAAAGCAGGACAGCUUAUCAAAGUAGCACCAAAAGAAAUUCAACCACGAAUGAGAGGCUGGCUUUUGGCAUCUGUGGAUGGACAGAAAGUUGGAAUUAUUCCUGGAAACUAUGUAAAGGUGCUCGGAAAGAAGAGAGGCACAAAACACCAACAACAGUCUUCCCCUGGUAAUGCAGCAGAUCCUGCACAGACCCCAACAUUAAGCUCAGUCAACAGUGCCUCUGCUCCAGACAUGGUGUCCGGAACAAGCACCUGUUGUAAGAAAUCAUGUGAUAAGUCAGAGAGUGUGAACAAUGGACAAGUCAAACCAGUGGCUAGUGCACCAUGUAUGGACAACUUCAAUUCAACUUCAGAAAACAGUACAUCCUUUGCUAAUCUAGAGGAUGCAUUUCCAAUUGAUUCUAAUUCACAGAACAAUUCAGUAAGGCAACCAGAAAAUUUGAAUGCAAAGGAUAUUUUGGAUGCCAACGAGGAUAACCUAAUAAAUUAAGUUUGGUGUUGGGUAUUACCAGUACUGCCAUAAUUGUGAUAACUGAUCAAACAAUCAGAUUAAAUAGGAUUACAACUGACAUAAUUUAUUGAUGGUGUGUGUACUGUGUACAUGGUAUUGAUUUUUCUCAUAAGUAAUGGAAAAUUGAAUCAGGAAAAAAGCAGAUAUAUAUUUUAUGUACAACAGUGUCCUUAGGUGCAUGUUGAAUAUGCUAGUAAGAUCCUUUUAUAUUGAAUUUAAAUCACAAUAAAUAAUUUAGAUUUAUGAGCUGAACAUUUCCAAUUCUAUUGUGAAGUCCUUUUUGUAUACAAUCAUUUAUAUGAUAAUCCUUGAAAUCCAGCCUCACUUUCAUUCAUAUAAUUUACAUGUAUUUCCUUUCUCUGCCACUAGUUUAAUUACAGUUAUCUCUCUUGGCUGUUUAUAGUUGUUGUAUCUCAUUUCUUGUGAUGUGAAGUGAGGAGAACUCAGAUUGCUUUUCUUUUCUAGAAAGUGUGGUAUUAUCUGGGGUAGGGAUUUAUAUUAUUUUAAUAUCUUUUCAGAAAUAAAGUAAUUGAAUGUCAGGAUAAUGUUUCCAAUUGAUCGGGUUUAACCAUAUUAUAAUAUUGCAAGAACUGAAAUGGGUGAUCUCUAAGACUCUAACAAUACAAUUUAAAAUUUCUUUUUACAUUGCAAAAAAAUAAAAAGAAGUAUGGUAGAUCUACUCAUAACAUAUAUAUCUUGUUUCUUAAGUUUAGGUUAUAAUAUAAUUAUUGGCAGAUUUCUUAAAAAUUUUGAUGUUAAUAUUUGUGAAAUAUUAUUUAAAAAGAAAAAAUAUUGAAUUGAUAUAAUUGUAGAAUCAGAACUUUUGAUAUGUGAUUUUUUAUGGCUAAAAAACAAUUAUACAAAAUGCAAGUGAUUUUUUAUAUGCUGUAUAAAUGAGGGAAAUGAAUUUUAAGAGAAUGUUUGUAAAGGGUUAGGGAAAUUGCUUGUCAAUUAAAAAUCAGCAUGUGAUUUAUAUGUAAAUUUAAAAUAAAAAUAAGAUUAUGAUAGA